CAAUUUUUGCGGAAUGCGCAGAAACUUACAUAUUUAUUUCUUAUAAAACGCUCUAACAUGCAUACUUCUUUCCAACUUCUAAAUAUUAAUACAAUUUCUCCCAAUAUAUAUAUUUUUUUAAUUUCUCCAAUAUAUUUUGUAUAUAUCAUUUAACAAAAGCUUACCCUUAAUUUUUAAUAAAUUUUAUUUUAAAAAUUUAAUAUUCUUAAAAAUAAAUUAUUAUUAAAAUGAAGCGUCGUAGUUGUGGAAGAUGGAUAAAUAAAGAAGAUGAAGUAUUUGAUGAAGAAAUUGAAGAAACUGAGAAAAUCCAAAAAAAGGCAAUGAAACAAGAAAUUGUUGAAGGAGAAAGAGAGGGGAGUAAUACUACAAUUACUGCUACAAUAAUGGCUAUCUCUCCAAAUGACCAAUUUUAUGAAUUUUCGAAUAUUUCUGAAGAAAAUUCUGUCCCUUCAAAAACAACACAGAAAAAUAAUAUUUUAAUGGCAGCUCAGUUAGGGAUGAAAGGACCGCCACCUAGUGGUGAACAACCUGUUGAUAAAAUGUUUAAUUCACAAUUAAUAAAGGAAAUAAGUCAACAUCCAGCACUUUUUGAUUUUACUUGUGAUGAAUAUAAAAGUAUUGAAGCACGGAAUAGAAAUUGGGAUGAAGUUUCUUCCCAUUCUUGUCAACCUCUUGAAUUUGUUAGAACAAGAUGGAAAACUUUACGUGACAGAUUUAAAAAAGAAGUUCGUCGAAUUAAACAACAACAAUUACAACAACCAGAAAAUGCUUUUAUUGGGUGUUGGCAUCAUUUUGAAGAAAUGCUUUUUUUGUUGCCUUUUGUUAGAGAUAAAGCUGAAGAAGUUGUUUCUCAUUCUAAAGAGGGUAAAUUCCAAAAAAAUGCCUUAAUUAUUAAAAUAGGUGAAGGAGAUGCAUCUUCUCCAGCAGAUGUAACAACAUCAGCACAAGCAUUAAUACAAGCAUAUACAUUAGCUAAACAACGUCAAUUAAAUAAUAAUUCUUCAAUUAAUAUAUUAAAUUCAGAAAAUCAACAACAACAACAAUCACAACAACAACAACAAAUGCAAUCAAGUACUGCAGCAAUUUUAGAUUUAGCAAUGAAUGCUGUACAUAAAAGUAAUAAAGAAAUUGGUGAAAAUAAUGAAAGAGGAGAAUGUUUAAUUGAAGAAGAAAAUGAUAAUGAUAAUAAUGAGGAAAUUAAUAGUGGGGGAGGAGGGGGAGGAGGAGGAUAUUCUAAUGGAAAUAAUUUGAAUAUUUCUACAAAUAAAUCCUCCUCAAUUUAUCGCCAACCAUCAAUUCGUUUCCAAAAACAAUUUCAAAAUAAUCAACAAAAAUUAUUACAAUUAAAUGAAAUAAAUAACAGAAUUAAUAAUAAUUGGAAAUUUCCCGAAGUUUUUGGAGAAAAUGAAGAUGAUGAAGAUAAACUUUUUUGCCGAAUUGUUCUUAAAAAAUUGGGAAAAUUAGAUGAAAGACUUAAAGAUACUGCAAAAAUAAAAAUAAUGGAACUUUUAUUAAAUUUACAAUAUGGGGAAUGUAAUAAUAAUACAGCGAGUAAUAGUAGUGGAAGAUAAUCUCUUGUUAU
Messenger RNA from Meloidogyne enterolobii, 1582 nucleotides. The record is from the annotation of a GenBank genome assembly. Lineage: Eukaryota; Metazoa; Nematoda; Chromadorea; Rhabditida; Meloidogynidae.